AUUGAUGAAGGAGGGUAUGGCUCUUAUUACAAGCAAACUUUCAAUUACCCGGGUUAUUGAAUACCGGGACGAGGAAUCCUCCAGGGCUUUCAAUCUUGGAAGUGCAUCGAAGAGAGGGAGUGCUCCAUUUAUCAGCACGAUAAGACGAAAUCGACCCUCUUUUCUCUUUCUCCUUCCGAACCCUCGACAACCACCGACAACCUAUACCCAGUUCGCAGGAAGUGCCAUCACCACCCUUCCAGCACUCAAAAUGGCCCGUCGUCCCGCGAGAUGCUACCGCUACUGCAAGAACAAGCCUUACCCCAAGUCCCGGUUCAACCGUGGUGUUCCCGACCCUAAGAUUCGUAUCUUCGAUCUUGGUCGUAAGAAGGCCAACGUGGAUGACUUCCCCAUGUGCAUCCACUUGGUUUCCAACGAGUACGAGCAGCUGUCCUCCGAGGCUCUCGAGGCCGCCCGUAUUUGCGCCAACAAGUACCUUGUCAAGAUCGCCGGUAAGGAAGGUUUCCACCUGCGCGUCCGUGUGCACCCCUUCCACGUCGUCCGUAUCAACAAGAUGUUGUCUUGCGCUGGUGCCGAUCGUCUGCAGACCGGUAUGCGUGGUGCCUUCGGUAAGCCCCAGGGUCUCGUCGCCCGUGUGAACAUUGGCCAGAUCAUUCUGUCCGUCCGCACCCGUGACGCCCACCGUGCUACCGCUCUCGAGGCCCUCCGCCGCUCUCAGUACAAGUUCCCCGGUCGCCAAAAGAUCAUUGUCUCCAAGAACUGGGGCUUCACCCCCGUCCGCCGCGAGGAGUACGUCCAGCUCCGCCAGGAGGGCAAGCUCCUCCAGGACGGUGCUUACGUUCAGUUCCUCCGUGGCCACGGUUCCGUUGAGAAGAACAUGAAGCGCUUCCCUGUUGCCUACGAGAACGUCGCAUAAAUGUUGAUGGGUUGAUCAGAAUAUGAAGUUCAGAACGAAAAAUACUUGAAUGUUCUAUUGUCUUUACCUUGUCCCAUUCAUCUUGAUAUUUCGUGCAAUCGCAAUGAUGGAGUUCUUCCAGGGGUCUUUUCAUUUGCUCGCUUAUAUUGCACUUGUAGAUUGUU
Penicillium hordei is the source of this 1080-nucleotide messenger RNA. Its product is annotated as 60S ribosomal uL16 domain-containing protein. The record is from RefSeq and is a predicted model, not a curated record. Gene Ontology annotation, molecular function: structural constituent of ribosome. Bases 5 to 916 code for a protein of 303 amino acids. The transcript is spliced from 4 exons. Gene Ontology annotation, cellular component: ribosome; cytosolic large ribosomal subunit. Gene Ontology annotation, biological process: ribosomal large subunit assembly; translation. NCBI's taxonomy places the organism in Eukaryota, Fungi, Ascomycota, Eurotiomycetes, Eurotiales, Aspergillaceae.